AUGCUCGACGUGACUGACUUUAUCAAGGAGAGGGGCGGCGACCCGGAGAAGAUCCGCGAGUCUCAGCGCCGCCGCUAUGCCAAGGUCGAAGUGGUUGACGAGGUCAUUACCAUGUUCGAGGACCAUCGCCGCACCAACUACGAGGCCAUGCAGUUGAACACCAAGAUCAACGAAGUUCAGAAGCAGAUUGGCGCCAAGAAAAAGGCAAAGGAGGAUGCUUCUGAGUUGCUUUCCCAAAAGGUUGCUUUCGAAAAGGAGAAGAAGGCCCUGUUGGAUCUGGCUGCUGAAAAGGAUGUGGCUCUGAAGAAGCUGGUCAAGACCAUUGGCAACUAUGUUCACGACAGCGUUCCCGUCAGCGACAAUGAAGACAACAACACCGUCCUCAAGACAUGGGCACCCGAGGGUGUCACGCCAGAGAAGAAGGACGUGCUCAGCCAUCACGAGGUUCUGACAAGACUAGACGGCUACGACCCCGACCGUGGUGUCAAGGUUGUCGGCCACAGAGGUUACUUUCUCAAGCAGUGGGGUGUUUUCCUCAACCAGGCCCUGAUCAACUACGGUCUGCAGUUCCUCAGCGAAAAGGGCUACACACCGCUGCAGUGCCCGCAGUUUAUGCUCAAGGACCUGAUGGGCAAGACGGCACAGCUUGAUGCUUUUGACGACGAGCUCUACAAGGUUGUCGAUGGUGAACCGCAAAACGACAAGUACCUGAUUGCUACUUCUGAGCAGCCCAUUUCCGCCUUCCACUCGGACGAGUGGCUCCAGGCCAAGGACUUGCCCAUUCAGUACGCUGGUUACUCCAGCUGUUACCGAAGAGAGGCUGGCGCCCACGGCCGUGACGCUUGGGGUAUCUUCCGUGUCCACCAGUUUGAAAAGGUUGAGCAGUUUUGCUUGACUGACCCGGAAAAGUCUUGGGAAAUGUUUGACACAAUGUUUGCCAACUCUGAGGAGUUUUACAAGAGCCUUGGUCUUCCUUACCGCGUGGUUGCCAUUGUCUCUGGUGCUCUGAACAAUGCCGCCUCCAAGAAGUACGAUCUCGAGGCUUGGUUCCCCUUCCAGGGCGAGUACAAGGAGCUGGUCUCGUGCUCAAACUGCACCGACUACCAGUCCCGUGGCCUUGAGAUUCGGUUUGGCACAAAGGCCCAGACCGAUACCAAGAAGAAGUAUGUCCACGCUCUCAACUCGACCCUGUGCGCCACGGAGCGAGCUCUGUGCUGUAUUCUCGAGAACUACCAGACGGAAGAGGGUUUCAACGUUCCCGAGGUUCUGCGAAAGUAUCUCCCAGGUGCCCCCGAAUUCAUCCCCUUUAGCAAGGAGCUUCCCAAGGACACAACCUCUGCCAAGGUCAAGGCCAAGGAGGCAAAGAGUGCAAAGGGCAAGGUGGCGGCCGCCGUUGAGCAAGCAGGCGAGAAGCUCAAGAAUGUCACCGUGUAA
Messenger RNA from Pestalotiopsis fici W106-1, 1434 nucleotides. Its product is annotated as Serine--tRNA ligase. Gene Ontology annotation, biological process: seryl-tRNA aminoacylation. Gene Ontology annotation, molecular function: ATP binding; tRNA binding; serine-tRNA ligase activity. The coding region runs from base 1 to 1434 and encodes 477 amino acids. The transcript has 4 exons. Gene Ontology annotation, cellular component: cytosol. The record is from RefSeq and is a predicted model, not a curated record. Lineage: Eukaryota; Fungi; Ascomycota; Sordariomycetes; Amphisphaeriales; Sporocadaceae.